Ostertagia ostertagi is the source of this 207-nucleotide messenger RNA. The record is from the annotation of a GenBank genome assembly. Lineage: Eukaryota; Metazoa; Nematoda; Chromadorea; Rhabditida; Trichostrongylidae.
AUGACGUUUUUCCAUUUUAUAAACUGUGUGACUCUUGCAUAUGCUCCCUAUUUCAUCGCCUACAAAUAUUCAGGUCUAAACGAAUACAGUUCAUUUUGGCGAUGUGCACAAGCAAGUGGUGGUUAUUUUUUAACCCAGUUGAUUAAACUACUACUCUUGGCUACCUUCUUUCCUGCUGCAGAUGCUGAGGGAUUCGCAGUUCUCCCG